Molecule: messenger RNA, 975 nt
Organism: Enterobius vermicularis (human pinworm)
Lineage: Eukaryota; Metazoa; Nematoda; Chromadorea; Rhabditida; Oxyuridae
Source: the annotation of a GenBank genome assembly
AUGACUUUACUUACUGAGUUUGUUAAUAAGAAAAAUCUGUUGUUAUUUCCGUAUGGCAAUUGGGUUGCUGAAAGCAGUAGUAUAGUUGGUUGUAUGGGCAGACGUUUGCAGUGUUCUGUGGGACUUAAAUGGGCCAUAUGCAUUGGUUGUAAUGCGUACUAUAGUUUGUGUGCUGGUUGUUUGAAGCUUUAUUAUGAAAAAUUUCCCAAAGUAGCUUUCGAAAGAUACUUGAAAAUGGCAAUGUUCGUUAUCACUGUCAGAUUUUUUAUUCUGAAGCGGUCGUUGAAAGUCUCGUUAAACUCUGCUCAACCAGAAUUAGCUAUGGACCUUUGGGUUUCACGUGAAGACCGUACCACAAAAUCAGGUAUGGCAUUACGAAGCCUUCCAAGAAAAGAUUAUGUGAUGUCAGCACGAAAGAAAAGAAGAACUUCAAUAUAUGACAGAAAAAACGACGAUGGAACUAAGACUAGAAGUGUAAAACCCGUAUCAAAAAGCCGAGAAACUGCCCAAAAAUCAAAGAUCUCAACUCAUUCAACUCCCUUGAAACGCGCUGAUUUCCGGACGUUUGAUUCAUCGUUCAAGAGGUGCCCUUUGUCAAGAGACGCCACGCCCGAGCGCGCAGAAAUUAUAAAAUCAAAAGAAAGUAUCCAGAAUACCAAUAAGCCCAUAUCAUUCCUAAAAAUUACUUCGAAGAUGUACAAAGCCAGCGAAUCAGACGAUGGAGAUACCGAACAAAAUAAUGUUCAUGUUUACGUUCCCGUAACGACUAGUGAAGGUGAGACAGUGAUUAGGAGUGAUUCAAAGCAAAUUGCAAUUCGAACCAUAAGCUCUCGAUAUCUGCUUUUUAACUUCUUCAACGGAAUCUUCAUUUCGUUCCUCGGCGGAUGUUCUCGCCUUUUUACAAAACUUAGCAAUGUACUGCCGCGGUUUUGGGACCGUAACUUUCCUGAUAUCAGUGCUCGCAAUCCUGUUUAA